Coccinella septempunctata (seven-spotted ladybird) is the source of this 3405-nucleotide messenger RNA. RefSeq lists its product as uncharacterized. The transcript has a single exon. NCBI's taxonomy places the organism in Eukaryota, Metazoa, Arthropoda, Insecta, Coleoptera, Coccinellidae. The record is from RefSeq and is a predicted model, not a curated record. Bases 1 to 3405 code for a protein of 1134 amino acids.
AUGGAUACCAAGAAAAGAACCCAGAGAAGCAGUGCUGGUUUAAAUGAAAGUUUAUCGCAAGAUUUUGUAUGGCCCAAGAAAUUUGGAAAGAAAAUGGUGCCUCUGCAGGAACAGGCAGCAAAAUCAGUCGACGAUAAUUGUUUCAGUAAGCCCAUGAAUGGAAAGUAUUUAAAUGAAAAUAAGUAUUCAGAAAAUCGGCUUGUAACAAGUGUCACUCAUGACAGACAAGAAGAGAAGAAAGAAAUGUCACCUUUUUCGGAAAAAGCAUGUUCAUCGAACAUUUCUAAGAAAACUAGGACGAGUUUAACUUCUAGGAGAUUGGCAAUAGAAGCAGAAAAAAAGCGCCAACAGUUAGAGAUGGAAAUUGAUCAAAUGAAGUCUGAAAUGAAGCGAAAAGAAAAUGAGAUUAAAUUGAUAAAUAUGGAAGAAGAUUUGAGACGAGAUGAAAUGAAAUCAUUAACUGGAAAGUCAACAAUUUCUGGAAUUAUCCACAGUGGAAAUGAAAUAGAAGAAAAAUAUGAGAAAUCCGUUAAAAAAUCAACUGCUCAAUGGGUUGCUAAUUUGCCAGAAAAAUUCGAUGAAAUAGAGAACCUAUCAGUAUUAUCUCAAGGUAAUGGAAAACCUAGUGAAGACAUAAAAUUACUUUGUCAAACCUUAACAGAUGUAUUACAAUCGGUUGGAAUGUCUAAUAACCAACGUAAAGAAAAUUGUUGUGGUGAUGUUCUUACACAUAAAAAUAUCUCUGACAGAGAUUUUCCAUACUUUGAUGGAAAUCGCCAAGACUGGCCCAUUUUCAUUAGACAUUUUCGAAAUGUUAUAUCAUUAUGCAAAUAUACAGAUGUGGAAAUAGUGCUCAAAUUAAGAAACUGUCUCAAGGGAGCUGCUAAGCAUGCUGUAUCUGGUCUUAUGCUGACAAAUGAUGUGGAAAAGAUAAUGCAUACUUUAGAAACUAGAUUUGGACGCCCUGAUCAAAUCAUUGAAAUGAUGCUGAAUAAAAUUAAGACAAUAUUACCAAUCAAGGAAAUUCAUUUGGGAAAAUUGAUCAACCUGUCUACUGAAAUAUCGAAUGUCGUUGCUAUUAUGAAAUGCUUGAAAUCAACUGGACAUUUAAAAAAUCCUCAUCUACAACGUGAUUUGUUAGAGAAAAUACCAGACUAUCUCAAGUUGAAAUGGGGAGAAUAUUUAGUAGAAAAAAGGAAAGAAAAUUAUGAGGUUGACCUAGAAGAUUUUUCGAAAUGGUUGGCAAAUUAUUCCUAUGCAGCUAGCCAGAUCAGCACGUCUGUGUUUCCAGAAAAUAAGUGGGAAAGACAACCGAAAUACUAUAAUUAUCAACAGAGAAAACCGAAACGUCUUUUCAACAUAUCUGUUCCCGGAAAAUCAUCAUGUAAUUAUUGUGGAAACGAGAGACACGAUGGCAACUGUUCUAAAAUGGAACAGGACUCUCUGGAAAUAAGAUGGAAAACUGUGACGUCGAAAAAGUUGUGCUUCUGCUGUUUGAGAAAGAAUCAUCAGAAGUUUAAAUGUAGGAAUAAAAAACAAUGUGGUAUCAAUGGAUGUAAGCUAUUUCAUCAUUCGCUUCUUCAUGGAACAACAAACAAUUCUGAAAAAGAGAAAAAUCAGGAAGAAAAUCACGAACAGUUUCAAAUCAGGGCUCGAAAUUGUACAAUUCGAAGCUCUCCAACUAUAUUACUUCGUAUAGUACCCAUUACGAUCUAUGGACCAAUAAGAAAAUUGAAUAUUUUUGCACUUUGUGAUGAGGGAUCUACAGUUACACUGUUCUAUUCGGAAAUAGCUGAAAAGGCUGGCUUAAGUGGAGAGUCUGAAACACUUCAUUUGCAGUGGACUAAUGAUGAUGUCAUAACAGAAGAAGAUUCUAUAAAGCUCGACUUCAACAUUUCCAAGAUUGAUUCAGGAGAAAAUAAAUUCCCGGUUUAUGGAGUGCGAACGAUUAAAGAUCUCUCACUUCCAUCGCAAUCCCUGAAAUUAGAAGAAUAUCCUCAUUUAAAUGGAUUACCAAUUCAUAAUUAUCAAAAUCAAAAACCAUCUAUGAUAAUUGGCCAAGACAAUAUAAAGUUGAUCAUUCCUGAAAAAGUGAGUUAUGGACUUGAAAACACACCAAUAGCUUCGAAAUGUAAAUUGGGAUGGUCUGUACAUGGUCCUGUUGCGAAAAAGAUGCCACAAGAAUAUAAUUUCAAGAUUUUACAUAUAGCAGACGAUACAGAAACUGAAAUUUUAAAACUAAUGCGAGACUUUUCAUCUAUAGAAGCAUUUGGUACUACAACAAUAGAGACAAAGAAACAAGACUCUGAAGAUAAUAAAAAGGCACUAGACAUAAUGAACAAUACUAUCAAGAAAAUUGGAAAUAGAUAUGAGAUUGGAUUAUUGUGGAAGACACCUGAAGUAACAUUACCUGAAAGUAAACGAAGAGCAUUUCAAAGACUAAUAUAUAUGGAGAAAAAAUGUUUGAAAGAUCAUUGUUUGGCUACUGAAUAUUGUAGGAAAAUCGACGACCAUAUUAAAAAGGGUUAUCUACGAAAAUUAUCGCCAGAGGAAGCUGAAGUAGAAGGACCUAAAACUUGGUAUUUACCUCAUUUUUCAGUAGUAAAUCCUAUGAAGAAAAAGGUCAGAAUUGUGUUUGAUGCUGCAUCUAAAUCGCAUGGAUUGAGUCUGAACGACGUACUUUUAGCAGGCCCUGACCAACUACAAUCGCUAGUGAAGAUUUUGUGGACCUUUCGACAAAGAAGAAUUGCCUUUUGUGAUGAUGUUCGUGAGAUGUUCCACAGAAUAAUGGUUCGAGAGCAAGAUAGAAGUUCUCAGAGAUUAUUAUGGAGAAAUUUAGAAACAAGUAAAAAUCCUGAAGUGUUUGAACUCAAUGUUAUGACUUUCGGAGCGAAAUUCUCACCAGCUUGUGCUCAAUUUGUAAAAAAUUACAAUGCACAGAGAUACGCUGAACAAGAGGUCCAAGAUACAAUAAUACAAAAAUUUUAUGUAGAUGACUUUGUUGAGUCGAAAGAGACAGAAGCUAUAGAAAUAAUUGAAAAAGUAAAAGGAACAAUGAGCUUAGCUGGUUUUGAGGUUGUCAAUUGGUUAUCAAAUUCUGAAUUGGUUCAGAACAUUUCUAAUGAUGCGGAUGAAGAUAAGAAUAUUUCUGAAGAAGUAACAAUUCAAAGAGUUUUAGGAAUUUGGUGGAACACACAAAUCGAUGAACUGUCCUUCAAAAUCGAAAUGGAGAAAUUUCAUGGGAUUAAACCAACUAAAAGAAAUAUUUUGAAAUCAGUAAUGUCUAUAUUUGACCCUCUUGGUAUGAUCUCUUACAUUGUAGUAAAAGGAAAGAUUUUGAUGCAGCACAUUUGGCAAGCCGGAGUUAGCUGGGACGAAGAAAUUGCCCAUAGUUUUGGAGAAUGA